CUGGAAGAGAAAGUUAUGAGCCUCCAAAAGUUCAAAGUUUCAGUUGCUAAUGCAGUUAUUAAUGCAGAGAACACCAUCCUAGAGACAAUGAAUACAGACCAGUUUCUUGAUCUAUUCACAUCAGCCCAGACCAGCAGAAAGGGUGCUACUGUUUCAAAGAGCUCAGACGGUAGCUUUGACGGAGACCCAAAAUCAGUUGGUGGUGGGAAGGGGUUGAAAGCUAUACUUGGUGGACUAGAGGAGCUUUGGGAUCAAUCACAGUACACAGAGGAAUACAAUCUCAACCAGUUUCAAGCAAAGCUUAAUGGAGCUUAACAGCUGAAUCUAAUCACAGCCAAUGUACAAUGUGUAUUAGUUGUCUGUUGGCUCUCAAUUUUGUCGUUGUUGCCCUAAUUCUUUUUUUUUAUUUUUUGAUUUAAUGUUUGUAAAUGUUCACUGUAUUUGUGGGAAGCUGGCUGAAGAGGAAAAUGCGGCUUUCUAAAUGUUCAGUCAGGUGGAUAUAUAUCCGGUUCAUUGGAAAUGCAGGAGGGCAAGAGGGGGGGGAGGGGGAGGGAAGGAAAUAGAAAUUUGUAUUCUUUGCAUAUUGUAUAUACCAUCAGCUUCUCU
Molecule: messenger RNA, 606 nt
Organism: Telopea speciosissima
Lineage: Eukaryota; Viridiplantae; Streptophyta; Magnoliopsida; Proteales; Proteaceae
Product: TATA-binding protein-associated factor BTAF1-like
Exons: 2
Coding region: 16-315 (99 amino acids)
Molecular function (GO): ATP hydrolysis activity; DNA binding; TBP-class protein binding
Source: RefSeq, a predicted model, not a curated record